GCGUCCCUUCUCUGUGCUGUACUGGUCUUGGAGCAGCACUACCGCUGCAGGAGGCACAAGGCACGCUUGAGGUCUCUUAACACUCCUUAGCUCUACAUCAGGCCUAGCAGCUCGUGAAACAGCUCACGAGGGCAAGGACUAAUUUCAGUAAACCUGUCCAUGUAAUGGCUCCCUAGGAUAGACAGAAGAAGACAAAGAUAAAGAGAGCAAAGAAACAAGGAAAAGGUUUAGGGAGGAAUGCAAGGAUGGGGACAGGAACUGUGCUAGGAAUAGGGGCCCAAGUGUCUUUCAACUUGCUCAGCCAAGGAAUAAGAUGUGUUAAGCUGACACCAAUGUUUGUGAUAUUAGCAAUUGUAGUAUUGACUGUGUCUCCAGUGACAGAAUCGGCCAAUGUGAAAUUACCAUCAGGUGGCGUUGAUCUUUUAGAAAGUGUGGACAUAAAUCGGUUUACAUGGGCCGAAGAUGAAUUUGAUGAAAUUACAGUAGAGAAUGUAACAGGAAUUUGUUGGGAUCGACCUCAGAAAGGCGGAACAAUUGAAGAUGACUGGGGAUGGCGAAUUGGACCAGACUCACAGCUCAACACGCAGAUACAAAAAGUCUUCCCAUAUGGAUUUCCCGCUGACUUUUCCAUCAUUGCAACAUUCAGAGCCGAUGAAGGCGUUCAGGGCAAGCUAUUUACUAUAUACAGUGACAAGGAGGCCCAGGAACUCAUGUCACUGUCGGUUGGAGAUGAGGUCAAAUUUACGUUUACUGACAAAAAGGGCAGGCCAGGACCCGAUGCAUCACCCAUUUUAAAUAUGACGCUAAAUGAUGGAUUUUGGCAGCGAGUAUCAAUCAGUGUGAAAGGAGAUGCUCUGACAGUGCUUCACAACUGUGUACAACUAGAUACCAUUCCACUCAAGAGAACCCUACCUGCAGAAUUUGCAUCCAAUGGAGUCAUAUUUGUUGGACAUCAGCUAUUUGAAGAAGAAAUAUUUACAGGAGACCUCCAGGACCUGAUCUUUGUGCCUGGAGCGGAGGCUGCGUACGACCACUGCACGUAUUACACCCCAGAGUGCGACAGGCCCUUCAAGUCGAAGAAGAAGAAGGGCAAGAAGGCAUCCUCUAACGCCAAAAAUUCAACUGUCGUGAAACCCGACCAGACUUCUAUUGCAACAGGACAGCUACCUGGACUGAGAGUGGAUUUUGGAUCAGCUGAUCUCGAGGAGGUCGCCUACAGAUUUGGCCCCCCUGGACCUCGAGGACAACGAGGACCCAAUGGUGCCCCAGGUGUCACUGGAGACCCCGGUCUGUCUGGACGUGAUGGUAUUCCUGGAUCUAAUGGCGUUCCUGGGCCUCCAGGGCAUGUCUUUGUCAUUCCAAUGCAGUAUGAUCAGAAAGCAGGAGGGGACCAAGCUCAAGCAUUCAGGACCAUGCUCGCUCAACAUAUGCUGGCCAUGAGGGGAGCAUCAGGACCCCAGGGUAUGAGCGGUCUCACCGGACGUGCGGGUCCACCCGGUAUGGAGGGAGAGAAGGGAGACCCUGGCAACCCCGGAGAACAGGGUCCAGUGGGAUCUCACGGUAUGCCUGGCAUGCCAGGUCCUCAGGGAAAGAGGGGCAAAUCUGGCCGGGAUGGUGAGAGAGGCAUGAUGGGACCACCAGGAGAUAAGGGUUUGACUGGCUUCCCCGGAAUCCCCGGCAUGCCUGGAGAGAAGGGACAUCGCGGUAUCCCUGGCAACUCCGGAGAGAUUGGACCAAUGGGCAGUGAUGGCGACCGGGGAGAUCCUGGCGAGCCAGGACUGGUCGGAGCACAGGGAGAUCUGGGACCACGUGGAUUCAUGGGACCAAGAGGCCGUCCAGGACCAGUUGGUCCCCCUGGUAUGCCAGGGUCGGAGGGCUCAAUGGGAUUCAAGGGAGACAGGGGAUCCAUCGGUGCCCCAGGAGCCCCUGGCAACUCUGGACCCACAGGACCAACAGGUCCCCCAGGUCCUCCUGGACGACAUGGUCCUUCUGGCAUCAUGGGCGCCACUGGAAAGCCUGGACUCCCUGGUCUGCCUGGCGCCAUGGGACCACCGGGUAUGAACGGCGAUAAUGGUGAAUCAGGACCCAAGGGUGAUGGUGGUCCUCGUGGACCAAUGGGCGUGAUUGGCUACCCUGGACCCCGUGGGGUGAAGGGAGACUCUGGACCCAGAGGACCUAUUGGUGACACUGGACCCAAGGGAACUCCUGGUCUCGAUGGAAUGAAAGGCGGCAUGGGUAACAAGGGUGACAAAGGCAACUUCGGCAUCCGUGGACCCAUCGGUAUCGAGGGUAUUGAUGGCACCAAGGGAGACUCUGGUCCACCUGGUGAGGUCGGCCCAGUUGGAAUGGGCGGAGAAAAGGGUAGGAUUGGAAUUCCUGGUUUCCCUGGAUACCCAGGACCCCCUGGAGAGAAGGGCGAACGUGGCCGGAAUGGUCGUCGUGGAAGGAGAGGAGCUCGUGGGAAGUUGGGAGUACACGGACCCCCAGGGGAGAGAGGCGAACAUGGACCCAGGGGUCAGCAAGGCGAGCGAGGAAAGCAGGGCAUCCCCGGCCCACUGGGCCCCAAGGGUGAUACCGGAGCUCCCGGGCCCCCAGGCUUCCAGGGAGAACAGGGAAUACAGGGACAGCCCGGACCAACUGGGCUCAUGGGACCUCCCGGAUCAAGCGGUCUCCCAGGAAAGGAUGGUAUGCCUGGCUUCAAUGGUGACCGUGGUGAACCUGGUCUGCCAGGAUCCCCCGGCCAACCUGGACCAAUCGGCGUCAUGGGACCUCCUGGAGCUCCAGGAGAGCCCGGCACUGAGGGCGAGCGAGGAUCCCCUGGUAACCCUGGUCCACCUGGUGAUACUGGUCUGCCUGGCGCUGGAGGAAAGCCUGGAGGAGAGGGUCCGGCUGGACCACGUGGUGAGGCUGGACCCCCUGGACCCCCCGGACACGGAGGUUUCCCCGGAGAGAGAGGAUUCCCUGGACCUGCUGGCGAGAGUGGUAUUCCUGGUACAGGUGGCCCAGUUGGACCUCAAGGACCUCACGGAGAGAAGGGUUCCCAGGGAGAGCCAGGCCCGGCAGGAUCGACAGGCAUCAGGGGCCGUAUUGGCAUGCCCGGCCCACUUGGCAAGAGAGGGUUGAAGGGAGAUAUGGGCCAAGAGGGCAUUCCUGGUCAAUCUGGAGUCCAGGGACCGCAGGGACCAAGGGGCUACAGAGGACCAUCUGGACCUGUGGGUGCCCCAGGCUUGGAGGGAGAUAAGGGAGAUCCUGGCCCCCCAGGAGAGAGAGGAUUCAAGGGUGAUGAUGGACCAUUUGGGCCACCUGGACCACAAGGACCUCAGGGACCACAGGGUGCAGCGGGUCCACCAGGCCCCUAUGGAGAACAUGGACUGCGAGGUGUGCAGGGAGUGCGAGGCAAGAAGGGUUCCGAGGGCCCCAGAGGUUUGUUGGGACCCACAGGUCUCCCAGGUAUUCAGGGCAUGCCUGGCCCCCCAGGACCCAAGGGAGAGUCUGGCGAUCGUGGAUCUAUGGGACCACCUGGAGCUCCAGGACCAAUGGGAAUUCCUGGCUCCCCCGGAACACCAGGCACCCCCGGAGUGACAGGCAUCCCUGGCCCCGAGGGAGCCAUGGGACCUAAAGGAGAUCAGGGUGACCGAGGCACGCCCGGUAUUCCCGGAAUCGAUGGAAUAGCACAGGGAGGACCAGGAGGGCCUGGUGCUAAGGGAGAUGAUGGACGAAUUGGUUUGCAAGGAGACCCCGGCCCUCGGGGAGAGCGUGGUCCUGAGGGAGACAAGGGAGAAGUGGGUCUGCCUGGUCAGACUGGCCCACCUGGAGAUGCAGGCGAGUCUGGACAGAAGGGAGAGGCCGGCACACCAGGAACUGAUGGAGAGCCAGGACCACCAGGAGUCAUGGGACCACCUGGACCUCAAGGUGAACCUGGUCUGCCGGGACGAUCCGGGAAACAGGGUGAGAUGGGUAUUCCCGGAGUGCAGGGCAGCAGCGGUGGCCCUGGUGAGAAGGGAGAUCGUGGUUUGAGAGGACCCCCUGGACAGAGAGGAGCACCUGGACCACCUGGUCCUAGUGGAGCUAGUGGACCAGUUGGACCUGUUGGACAGCCUGGACCUGUGGGUGAACCAGGAGCUUCUGGACCCCCUGGUAUUUCCGGAGACCAAGGAGCUAUUGGGCCAAUUGGACCUGCAGGCCCUAAGGGAAACAGAGGCGUAAAGGGAGUGAAGGGUCACCGUGGUCCAAUGGGACUGAUGGGAAUGGAUGGAGAGCCUGGCCCCAAGGGAGAGCCUGGCCCACGUGGAGUUGAGGGUACCAAGGGAGAGAAGGGCGACACGGGCCCUGAGGGAGGUGCUGGACCUCAAGGUAUUGACGGAACUCCCGGUAUGCCUGGUCCCACCGGCCCCCCUGGACCCAAAGGAGAGGCUGGUAUGACAGGACCCAAGGGAGAUAUCGGAGGACUGGGCGCCCCAGGACCCCCUGGUCCCCCCGGUGAUGCUGGUUCCCUGCCCCUGGCUGACAUGGUACCCCCACAAUCCUCAAAACGCAGGAGGAGAAGGAGGAGGAGGAGGCGACGAUCUGUGGACGACAUGGACAUCCAGAAUGACGUCCAGUCAGCAUUCAACCGCCUCCAGAAGAAGCAUUCGACCAUCAGGGCGCCAACCGACGAGAUCGAAAUGAAGCAUGUGAUGAAGGAACUUGUGUCGAUCGUCUUCAAGCAUAUCGACGGUCUUCAGGAGGAGGUACACAACAUCAAGUACCCACGGGGAACACGCGAAAACCCAGCCACUUCCUGCCGGGAGAUUAUGCUCGGGCAUCCUAACUUCAAGAAUGGUUGGUACUGGAUUGAUCCCAACCUGGGAUCUGUGGAUGAUGCCCUUCAAGUUUGGUGCAACCUGACAGACAAAGGACAGACCUGCAUUCACCCAACAUCUCGCACCAAGAUGAGCACCGAGCAGUACUGGGAGAGAGACCCUGCCAGUCCCCACAAGUGGUACCAUGAGAUGGAUGGGGCACACAAGAUCCGCUACGGCAACCCCGGCUCCCGCAUCCAGAUGUCGCUGUUGAGGCUGCUGAGUGAGGAGGCCAGCCAACAGUUCACCUACUACUGCUCCGGCUCCGUGGGCUGGUAUGAUCAGGCCAACCAAGGCUUCGAGAACGCCCUCACGCUUCUAGGGGAGAAUGACUUUGAAUUUGAUUAUCAUGAGAAGAAGUGGAUAGAGGUUCUACACGAUGGUUGCAGUGACCGAAGACAGAACGGCUUCACAGUAAUCUCUGUCCGUACACGCAAGGUGAACCGUCUGCCCAUUGUCAGUUUCAUGCCGCAGGACUACGGAAACCCAUGGCAAAAGUUCGGCUUUGAGGCAGGGCCCGUCUGCUUCCACUGACACUAAUGCACAAGGCUAUGCACAGUGCUAAAAACAAUUUCUUGCCAAGAGAAAUUUGUGAUAAAUAUUUUGUCAAUCAUUUUCUACUCCGUCCAAGUAAUAGGGCUUUCUGCAAGUACAAAACAUUGAUUUCGUUACACAUAUUGUAGUAUUAUCAUUGAAAUAUAGUGCUUUAAGACUCUGGGAGUUCCUUCACAUACCACAUUACAAACUACCAAGCAUGCUGUCAGCUUCAUUCUUAUCAUUUGGAAUAAAUUCAUCACAAAUACCAAAGAAUAUUCCUAAACAACCCAAGGUAGUCGAAGUCCUCAUUGUAGUUGGAUAGUUCUGUCCAUAAUUCAAACAGAAUCUUUAUACCUUUCACAACAACGGGACCAUAACAGAUCAGUCGUAUACAUAUGAUAUUUAUCCAAAACCUUGACUUUCGAAAUUUUUGAAAUCAAGGGGAAAAAUAUUUCGAAUAGGACUGGUUUUAGAACAUUGUAGACAACCUGCUGCCAAACUGACCAGUGAGAAUACCCCGAGUUGUGUGAAGCCUAGGACAGUGUGAUCUACAGUGUCGAGAAUGUUGCUAGUUUAUGUCAGGAGAUACAGUGGCGACACUGUCAUUCUCAUGGGAUCAGCAUAUCACUGCCAAAAAUGUAGAAUUAAUUCUUGAAAUAAACAUAAUUUUGGGACAUUG
Haliotis rufescens (red abalone) is the source of this 6057-nucleotide messenger RNA. Its product is annotated as collagen alpha-1(I) chain-like. The record is from RefSeq and is a predicted model, not a curated record. Gene Ontology annotation, molecular function: extracellular matrix structural constituent. NCBI's taxonomy places the organism in Eukaryota, Metazoa, Mollusca, Gastropoda, Lepetellida, Haliotidae. The coding region runs from base 246 to 5375 and encodes 1709 amino acids. The transcript has 62 exons.